AUGGCGAACCAACCCACCCACUCCACUUCCCCAUUAUUUCUCUACUUUCUCUCAAUACUGAAUCACAAACAAUACCAUAAUGGUCCUCACCCCCGAACCGACCGCCCAAUAGGGGUGAUCGGCGCCGGCAUCCUAGGCCGACGCAUCGGCUGCACCUUCGUAGCAGCAGGCUACCACGUCAACAUCCAAGACCCAUCACAAGAAUCAUUACAAGAAACCAAAAAAUACAUCACAGCGCACAAGGAAGAGUUCUCGCUGAUGCCGCGCGUCAGCAAGGACAAAGAAGAAGUCAUGGCCGGCGGCGGAAUGGGGCAGGGCCGCGAGACCGAGACGUCCAUCACCAAGAUGGAUCUCGAGAUGUACACGCAGGCGCCCUUUGGCAACUACAAGACCUUCACGGAGGUGGAACCCGCUGUUGCGAAUGCCUGGCUUAUUAUCGAGGCUGUGCCCGAGCGCCUGGAGUUGAAGAUUGAUACGCUGGCUGAGCUGGAUGCCAAGGCGCCCCCCGAUUGUAUUUUGGGCUCGAAUAGCUCGUCGAUUAAGUCGAGUUUGAUGAUUGCCAAGGUCUCGCCUGAGCGCCGGAAGCGCGUGCUUAAUACUCAUUUUACCAUGCCGCCGGCUAUUCGCACGGUGGAGUUGAUGACAGAUGGGGAGACGGAUACGGUGAUUUUUUCUUACUUGGAGGAUGUUUUGGGCGAGUGUGGGUUGUUGCCUGUGACGGCGCGGCGGGAGUCAACUGGGUUCGUCUUCAACCGCCUCUGGGCGGCAGUCAAGCGCGAGAUCCUGCACAUCCUCUCCGACGGAGUCAGCGACCCGAGCGAGAUCGACCUGCUAUGGGAGCACAUGUUCAAGAACGGGCCACUGCCCUGCCAGCUCAUGGACCAGGUCGGGCUGGACACAGUGGCCCUCGUCGAAGAAACCUACAUCCGGGAGCGCGGGCUGGACGGACAAGCGACGGUAGGGUGGCUGCGAAAGGAGUACAUCGAGCAAGGUCGACUCGGGAAGAAAAGCAAGCUGGGCGGCCUCUACCCGCCACUCGUCCGGUCCGCCACGGCCGAAGCAACCCCCAUCAACCCGCACACCUCCGCCAAGGACAUCUACCUGCUGGAUGUCGGGCUGGGCAGCAAUGCGCGCGAUGUGUCGCAGGUGCACUCGAACGGCAAGGUGCUGCGGUGGAACCUCGUCACGCAGAAGCUGUCGCCCGUCGUCGUGGGCCAGAACAUGCCGGAUGGCAUCGACGUGUCGCUGACGGAGCAGCGCAUCUUCUGGACGAAUAUGGGGCGCAGCGUCGCCGCGUACGACGGGUCCGUGUGGUCGGCCAAUAUGGACGGCAGCGAUGUCAAGUGUCUCGUGCCGCGUGGUAAAGUGCGCACCCCGAAGCAGAUCGCCGCCGACGAGCAGCGGUACCAGCUCUAUUUUGCGGACCGUGAGGGGACUAGUCUGCAUCGGUGCGGGUAUGACGGAUCCCACCACGAGAUCAUUGUGCAGCGAUAUACCACACCGGGUUCGAGUCUGCUCGACCAGAUGCGCGAGUGGUGUGUGGGCAUUGCGCUGGACAGCGAGCGGCGCGUGAUGUACUGGACGCAGAAGGGGCCCAGCAAAGCCGGGUGCGGGCGGAUUUUCUGUGCCGGCAUGGAUAUCCCUGAGGGCGAGACGGCCGAGAACCGGUCGGAUAUCACGCUGUUGUUUGAUAAUCUGCCCGAGCCGAUUGAUAUCGAGAUCGACAGCGAGCUGCAGACGCUGUACUGGACGGAUCGCGGUGAACAUCCCAUGGGGUGUACGCUGUGCCGGGCCUAUGUGGGUGGCGAGACGGUGAAUAUGCAGAAGAUCAUUCUUGCGCGGCAUUUCCAUGAGCCGAUUGGUCUGUACUCGGUCUCGAUGGAUGAUGGGGAUAAGACUGAGUUGGUGCGCAAUGAGGGAUGUUUUACGGGGAUUACUUUGGUUUAG
Penicillium alfredii is the source of this 1947-nucleotide messenger RNA. RefSeq names its product Dehydrogenase. Gene Ontology annotation, molecular function: oxidoreductase activity, acting on the CH-OH group of donors, NAD or NADP as acceptor; NAD+ binding. The transcript is spliced from 3 exons. The record is from RefSeq and is a predicted model, not a curated record. The coding region runs from base 1 to 1947 and encodes 648 amino acids. Lineage: Eukaryota; Fungi; Ascomycota; Eurotiomycetes; Eurotiales; Aspergillaceae. Gene Ontology annotation, biological process: fatty acid metabolic process.